This is a messenger RNA of Panonychus citri (citrus red mite), 820 nucleotides long. RefSeq names its product gem-associated protein 8-like. NCBI's taxonomy places the organism in Eukaryota, Metazoa, Arthropoda, Arachnida, Trombidiformes, Tetranychidae. The record is from RefSeq and is a predicted model, not a curated record. Gene Ontology annotation, cellular component: SMN complex. Bases 99 to 653 code for a protein of 184 amino acids. The transcript has 2 exons. Gene Ontology annotation, biological process: spliceosomal snRNP assembly.
UUUAUUUUUGAAUUCAUUUGAAUGGGAAAAUUUUAAUUGUCUCAUUUGGCUUUUUAAUUAUAAUUAUUUUCUUUUUGCUUGAGUUUUAAUUACAAUUAAUGAUGACUAGUGAUCAACAAUCAGCGUUUUAUCUUGUAUAUAAAUCUUGUCCAUCGUUUUGGUCAAAUUAUAAUAAAAGUUGUUCUUGGUUAAAGAGUCAAGGAUUCAAGCCAGUUAAUUGUCCGUUUGUUUGUCCAACUGAAUCAAUUGUUGAUCAACAAAUUGUCUUGGAAAAUAUUUCCAAUUCGAUCAUAAAACCACCAAAUAAUCAGGGUGAUGAUUCAAUAAAAGAAGAUGAUUCUCAUAUCGAUGAUGAUUACAUUCGUUUCAUCAUCGAGACUCGUAAACAUCAAAAGGAACAAGAACAACUCAAGGCUGAAAGAAUUAAAAUGGAGGAAAACGAGGAGAUAAUUUACAAAGAUAUUUGUGAGAUUGAUCAACAAAGACUAAUCGGAUCAUCUGAACAAAACUCGGUACAAACUGAUUAUCUCAAUCUCUAUGGAUCUGAAGCCGAAACAAUCAAAUCAAAAGAAACUCUUCUUCAAAGUGAUUUCAACGUUUACUGUGAUACUCACAAUCCUCAAUUCUGGCCAACGAUUCCAAUCAAAAUUUAGUAAACCUUUUUUGUUUUUAAUCAACUAAUACUUAAUGCUGUUGAACUGCUAGUCAAUUUAACUGUCACCAAACCGUUUGUAUUGCAAUUGAUUUCCUAUAUUUUUGUUUUCUUGCAAAUUUAUUUCAAACUAACAAAUAAUGAAAAAAAUUUUUCAAGUCACUAAAA